AUGGCUCGUAUGAAGCAAACUACUCAUGGUGCGGAUUAUGAAAAUCCCCAUGUGGCACGCCAUGCCACUGCCGGGGAUGUCCAAGAGGUCCCGCCCCCUGAGGAAGAGCAGAGCCGCUCAGGGCUGUCAAGCCAUGAGUUUCAAUCAAGUUCUUCGACAAUUUCAUUCGCAAGUUGGUUGCCAAGCUUCUAUGAUGAGUUGAUUCUUUAUCUUGAGCAAGAGUGGAAGUGGUGUAUGGUUGCUUUUCCUGAGGAUUAUAAAACUCUUGUACCAAAGCUACUGAUCGAGACAAUGGCAACUAUUGGAGCAAGCUUUAUUCCACGUAUCAACCUUUCAAUUGGAGAAGUUGUUCCUGAAACAAGAGCUUUGGGAAAAGGUUUAUUAGAUAUUAUGUCUGGUGACAUGCCAAAGGGAAUUAAGAUUCAGAGGAAACAUUUGGAGGCAUUGAUUGAGUUACACAACGUGACACAGACUUUGGCUAGAAAUAUUCAGCAUUCCUUUUCAGAUUCUGAUCUUCGAGUUCUAAUGGAUACACUGAAGGCAGUGUACUCUCCCUUUGAAUCAUUUAAACAAAGGUAUGGACAGAUGGAGCGGGCCAUCCUUUCUUCUGAAAUUGCUGGGGUGGAUCUCAGGGGAGCUGUUACUCGUGGUGUGGGUGCCCAGGGGAUUGAACUCAGUGAAACAGUUCGCAGAAUGGAGGAAUCUAUUCCCCAUAUCAUUGUACUUCUUGAGGCAGCUGUAGAAAGGUGUAUCAACUUUACUGGUGGUUCUGAGGCAGAUGAACUAAUUCUUGCUCUUGAUGACAUAAUGUUUCAAUAUAUCUCUGCUUUACAAGAGACACUAAGAUCAUUAAGAGUGGUCUGUGGAGUAGACCAUGAUGGUUUUGAGAUGGCAACACUGCACGAUUGA
This is a messenger RNA of Humulus lupulus (European hop), 909 nucleotides long. Its product is annotated as conserved oligomeric Golgi complex subunit 7-like. The transcript is spliced from 6 exons. The record is from RefSeq and is a predicted model, not a curated record. Gene Ontology annotation, cellular component: COG complex. Gene Ontology annotation, biological process: intracellular protein transport; Golgi organization; retrograde vesicle-mediated transport, Golgi to endoplasmic reticulum. Lineage: Eukaryota; Viridiplantae; Streptophyta; Magnoliopsida; Rosales; Cannabaceae. Bases 1 to 909 code for a protein of 302 amino acids.